UGGGAAAUACAUGAUAGAAACUGAGUAGGAGGCUAUGACAGACAUGUGGGCUAAAUUAGAGGAGGGACUAGACAUCCAUUAGGCGUCUGGAAUAGGGACUUGGAAUAGAACUAGGCCUAAAAUCUGUUUGGAAUAGGGACUUGGCAAUAGAAUUGGGCACAAAAUAUGAAAGAGGUUUGGAAGGGAGGCUCGUUAUAUGGUCACUAGAUCGAUCUAGGGGAUGAAGAGGUAUGAGAAGUACGAUGUCAAAGAUGACUUCGUCUUUCAAGCCAGACUCCUGCUGAAUUGUGGUAGCACUGCUAAUUAUAAUGUAGAAUUCUGAAAUAUAUAUUAAUGGGUUCUGGCUCCUAACCAAGAUGUCAGGAAAGUUCUUAAAACCCAUGCUGAGGACUUGAGUACAGAGGCCUUUGGAGCCAGGCCUUGUUAACUGUUGGACUACAGACAGUUCAGUGAUUGAGUCUUCAGAUUAAACUAGAAGGGUGAGAAUGUGCUUGGGAUGUAGCAGGUAUACGGUAGAUUCUAGUUUUCUUGUCUCACCGCUUUCUGAACACAAGAAGUUUAUGCUUAUCUUUUGGAUCACUGUGGUAUGUUUGCCUGCAAGCAUGAAUAAACACUUAACCAGCUUAUAUCCUGUCUUUUUUUUUUCUUCUUCUUUUCCUUAUGGUUAAACAUUAUAGAAAAUUUACUAACUGUCAGAACCAGUAGUCCCAAGAUAGAGUGUGGCUCCAGGAUUGGCUAAUCUAGCAACUCAACUGAUCUUUCUUUCCCUGGUUUUUCGGGCACACGCUUCAUAUUGAACUGCUCUUCCUCCAGCUGUAACUUGGCUGCCACUGUUGCAGGUGUUUUGAGCAGACAUGAUAAAGACAAAGAAAAGGCUUUCCUUUUCCAGCAGACAUUCUUCUUGUUUCAUUGGCCAGAACCCUGUCACACACCUGCGUCAACACCAAACCCAGGCAAGGGGAAAGUGACCAGCCAGGAUUGGUAGACCAACCAGGAUUUACCCCUAAAGUCAUAUGAGAAGGGGCUGUGUCUAUUGGUUAGCCAGUGUUUCCCACACCAAAUGCGUAGGAAUCUGCUGAGGACCUUGUUAAUGUGUACAUUCUGAUUCAUUUCUUCCGGCGUGGGCCGAUAUUCUGCAUUUCAAACAAGCUCCAGGGAACAUCAUUGCUACUAAGAGAAUGCAUAGGGAGGCUUUGAGUAGAAAGGAGUACAGUGGCCAGUAAAAGUAAGCUGCAACUCCCCUACCCCCACUUUCUGAAAAGCUGGCCCAGGCUUGGGAUGAAUAAUUUCUAUUCUGGUCGUAUUGCAGCUUGUCUCCUAGAACAGGUGGCUUCAUAAUGACAAAUGACCUUCGCAAUUUCACUUUGCAGCUUAUAAAGCAUAUUUCUUAAUGGUCCUCUUUAUAUUUUCAUUGUUUUCACAUAACAGAGUGAAGCUUAGAGGAGUACCUUCAUAAAGGUCACAUAGCUAGGGAGAGACAGAGUUGGAACCCAAAUGUAUGUUUUCUCACCCAAGGUUUUCUUCAUUUUGCUACUGCACCAUAUGGGCUCUAACUGAUGGAAGUAUUUCCAUUUCUGCUCAUUGCCCAAAGCCUUGACCCUCCUACAUGGGGAUGCUGUUUUAAGUACUGUGUGUAGUAGUAGUUCAUUUCAUAGAUUGGCUAAUUUCCCCAUGAUCACAUAGCUAGUAAUAUUAGGAUAUAAACUUAUGCCCCUGAAUCAGAGGUUUAGGAGCCCAGAGCCUGCCAGUUCUCUCUCCAUCCUUGCUGACACAGAGUACCAUCUGCCCCAGAGGCACACUUCCAACUGUAAUAUUAUUUUUCCUUCCCCUUUCUCUGCAGGGUGUUUCUGCGGCCUGGGACUGGUUAGUACUAACAAGUCCUGCUCAAUGCCACCCAUCAGCUUCCAAGACCUUCCUCUCAACAUUUACAUGGUCAUCUUUGGUACAGGCAUCUUUGUCUUCAUGCUCAGCCUCAUCUUCUGCUGUUAUUUCAUCAGCAAACUGCGGAACCAGGCACAGAGUGAACGAUAUGGAUAUAAGGAGGUGGUGCUUAAAGGUGAUGCCAAGAAGUUGCAAUUAUAUGGGCAGACCUGUGCAGUCUGUCUGGAAGACUUCAAGGGGAAGGAUGAGCUAGGUGUGCUCCCGUGCCAACAUGCUUUUCACCGCAAGUGUCUGGUGAAGUGGCUGGAAGUACGCUGCGUCUGCCCUAUGUGUAACAAGCCCAUCGCUGGUCCCUCUGAGGCCACUCAGAGCAUUGGCAUCCUAUUGGAUGAGCUGGUGUGAGUCCUGCCUUUACAUCAAGGCCUGGAGAAGACCUCUUGCUUCAUGGGUGCCGGUCCCUCAGCAUAGCCGCAAUGAACAAGACUGUUGGGUGGUAAUGGUCAUGCUUACCUGAAGGGGAGGUAGUACAGGGCUGGUCUCACCAUCAGCCCUGUGAGGGGGAGACCAGACUUGCCCCACCUUCCUGCCUCCUGAAGCCUUCUUCCCAGCUACUCAGUGCUGAAAGCAUGGCCCAUCACGACCAAUGUAUUCUGGUACAGGAUGAUUUACCUGCCUUGUCCCUGCUCUGGGGAAGGAUAUCCGCCCCUAUCUGGCCAUAACUUGGAGCACACAGUAGAGAUAGAGACCGUAUGACCCAUGAAGCCCUAGAAGAAGGGGUGAGAUGGGCUCUGUCCCCCUCACCUCCCCACUCUGUACAUCAGAAGGUUAGAAGGGAAGGAAGGAACCAAGUGCCUCCAGUGGAAGUGAGGGAGGUUCUGUAGGAAAUCAGGAAGAACAGGGACAUAUAAAAGCAAAGUCAAUGUUUACAUGGGACCUAUGGAAACAAAGGCUGGCUGGCCGGCCUGCUGGCUACAGGGUAAUGGAGGGCCAUCCCCUCCUCCUGCUAGGCUCUGAGGUGCUAUCCAUUCACUCUCUUCCUUGGUCAAGCUCAGCUCCCCAGUCCACGUUGGAGUCUGAGUGUGCGCCC
Miniopterus natalensis is the source of this 2968-nucleotide messenger RNA. It is a transcript of the gene RNF122, whose product is annotated as ring finger protein 122. Gene Ontology annotation, cellular component: nucleus. The record is from RefSeq and is a predicted model, not a curated record. NCBI's taxonomy places the organism in Eukaryota, Metazoa, Chordata, Mammalia, Chiroptera, Miniopteridae. Gene Ontology annotation, biological process: ubiquitin-dependent protein catabolic process. Gene Ontology annotation, molecular function: ubiquitin protein ligase activity.